Cynocephalus volans (Philippine flying lemur) is the source of this 2115-nucleotide messenger RNA. It is a transcript of the gene SLC6A6, whose product is annotated as solute carrier family 6 member 6. Gene Ontology annotation, cellular component: plasma membrane. The record is from RefSeq and is a predicted model, not a curated record. The transcript is spliced from 15 exons. Gene Ontology annotation, molecular function: taurine:sodium symporter activity; gamma-aminobutyric acid:sodium:chloride symporter activity. The coding region runs from base 253 to 2115 and encodes 620 amino acids. Lineage: Eukaryota; Metazoa; Chordata; Mammalia; Dermoptera; Cynocephalidae. Gene Ontology annotation, biological process: neurotransmitter transport; taurine transmembrane transport; sodium ion transmembrane transport.
CGCUUAUACACUACCACUUCCCCCGCGCCGCCGCCGGCGCCGAGCCCCGAGGACCACGGGCCCCGAGGACCCGGAGGCCGAGCCGCGCGCGUGGAGACGGAGUGCAGAGCGCGGGCGCCGCGGGCCGGACGCCGAGCAGGGGGCAGCUCCCGACCGCCGGGACUGAGCGCAGCGCGUGCGGCGCCGCGGCCACCCAGGUCCACAACCAGAACCACAGCCCCUUCUGAGGAGCCUGCAAAAUAAAGUGAAGAGAUGGCCACCAAAGAGAAGCUGCAGUGUCUGAAAGACUUCCACAAGGACAUCCUGAAGCCAUCGCCAGGAAAGAGCCCGGGCACACGGCCUGAAGACGAGGCUGAGGGGAAACCCCCGCAGAGGGAGAAGUGGGCCAGCAAGAUCGACUUUGUGCUGUCUGUGGCGGGUGGCUUCGUGGGCUUGGGCAACGUCUGGCGUUUCCCGUACCUCUGCUACAAAAAUGGUGGAGGUGCAUUUCUCAUACCAUAUUUUAUUUUCCUGUUUGGGAGUGGCUUGCCUGUGUUUUUCCUGGAGAUAGUCAUUGGCCAGUACACCUCUGAAGGGGGCAUCACCUGCUGGGAAAAGAUCUGCCCCUUGUUCUCUGGCAUUGGCUACGCCUCCAUCGUGAUUGUGUCCCUCCUGAAUGUAUACUACAUCGUCAUCCUGGCCUGGGCCACAUACUACCUGUUCCAGUCCUUCCAGAAGGAGCUGCCCUGGGCACACUGCAACCACAGCUGGAACACACCCCACUGCGUGGAAGACACUUUGCGCAAGAACAAGAGUCUGUGGAUCACCCUCAGCACCACCAACUUUACUUCCCCUGUCACCGAGUUCUGGGAGCACAACGUGCUGAGCUUGUCCCCUGGAAUCGACCACCCGGGCGCUCUGAAAUGGGACCUCGCUCUCUGCCUUCUUUUGGUCUGGCUGGUCUGUUUCUUCUGCAUCUGGAAGGGCGUCAGGUCAACAGGGAAGGUUGUCUACUUCACCGCGACUUUCCCGUUCGCCAUGCUCCUGGUGCUGCUGGUCCGCGGGCUGACACUGCCUGGCGCAGGCGCAGGCAUCAAGUUCUACCUGUACCCUAACAUCACCCGCCUCGAGGACCCACAGGUGUGGAUUGAUGCCGGGACCCAAAUAUUCUUCUCCUAUGCCAUCUGCCUGGGGGCCAUGACCUCGCUGGGGAGCUACAACAAGUACAAGUACAACUCGUACAGGGACUGUAUGCUGCUGGGAUGCCUGAACAGUGGUACCAGUUUUGUGUCUGGCUUCGCAAUUUUUUCCAUCCUGGGCUUCAUGGCACAAGAGCAAGGGGUGGACAUUGCUGAUGUGGCUGAGUCAGGUCCUGGCUUGGCCUUCAUUGCCUACCCGAAAGCCGUGACAAUGAUGCCGCUGCCCACGUUUUGGUCCAUUCUGUUUUUCAUUAUGAUUCUCUUGCUUGGACUGGAUAGCCAGUUUGUUGAAGUUGAAGGACAGAUCACGUCCUUGGUUGAUCUUUACCCAUCCUUCCUAAGGAAGGGUUGUCGUCGGGAAAUCUUCAUCGCCAUCGUAUGUAGCAUCAGCUACCUGCUGGGGCUGACGAUGGUGACAGAGGGUGGCAUGUAUGUGUUUCAGCUCUUUGACUACUAUGCAGCUAGCGGUGUAUGCCUUUUGUGGGUUGCAUUCUUUGAAUGUUUUGUUAUUGCCUGGAUAUAUGGCGGUGAUAGCUUUUAUGAUGGUAUCGAGGAUAUGAUCGGCUAUAGGCCCGGGCCCUGGAUGAAGUGCAGCUGGGCUGUGGUCACUCCAAUUCUCUGUGUUGGAUGUUUUAUCUUCUCUCUUGUCAAGUAUGUCCCCCUGACCUACAACAAAGUCUAUGUGUAUCCCACCUGGGCCAUCGGGCUGGGCUGGAGUCUGGCCCUGUCCUCCAUGAUCUGCAUCCCCUUGGUCAUCGUCAUCCGCCUCUGCCAGACGGAGGGACCACUCCUGGUGAGAGUCAAGUAUCUGCUCACCCCAAGGGAACCCAACCGCUGGGCGGUGGAGCGGGAGGGGGCCACACCCUACCAGUCUCGCACAGUCAUGAACGGCGCUCUCAUGAAACCCACCCACAUCGUCGUGGAGACCAUGAUGUGA